Copidosoma floridanum is the source of this 4604-nucleotide messenger RNA. RefSeq lists its product as uncharacterized. Gene Ontology annotation, biological process: mRNA 3'-end processing. Lineage: Eukaryota; Metazoa; Arthropoda; Insecta; Hymenoptera; Encyrtidae. The record is from RefSeq and is a predicted model, not a curated record. Gene Ontology annotation, molecular function: RNA polymerase II complex binding.
AAAGGAACACUGUGCUGUGGUAAUAGUUGCUCAACAAACAGAAGACAGGGACAAUCGCCAUGCAGAACUUUGACGACCUUGACAUCGAGGGCCGCAACUCCUCCCACAACUCUGAAGAACAACGAGAUAAGGAAGAGAAUGAUAGGAAGAGAUUGAUGAGAACCAGCGUGACAGCUGAAGAUGGCAAUCUUAGACCAGUAUACUCAGAGACAGAAGAUGGUGAUGUUUGGUGCCAUAUUUGCAACAUUGCUCUGUUUGGAGCUCAUAAGCUUCUCAGUCAUAACAUUUGUAAUCGGCACAAAAUAAAGCUUGAAGAGUGGCCUUAUCCAGUGCUACUGUGGUCCAAGUGUGCAGAUAUAGUGAAAAAGAUAAAGCCCAGCUUAGAAGACGUUGCUCCCGGAGAGCCAAUUCCUCCGGGUAUGGAGGAUCAAAUAUCGAGGACAACGACCAUUCAAAAGAGUCUGGAUCGACACAGGAGCUCGCCUCUCGUUGGGCUCGAGUAUCUUCUGGAAUUGAUGGAUCCAGACAGUUCUGAACCCAGUUACACGUGCACAUUGUGUGACAAGCGGGGCGAUCCUCGCACGGUAAUGGCUCACAUUACCAGUUACAAUCACCGUAUGACGUACUUGAACCGUCACUUUCCCACGAUAUCAAGGGCGAUAUCGAAUCUUCCUCAUACCGUUAAUUUUAAGCGAGGAGCUAACGAAAUUUCAGUGUUAGUUGCCAAAAAAAUUGAACAACACUUCGGCAGAUUGCAGCCGCAAUUGGUGGACAAGGCGAGCUUCGACAAAAACAAAGUGCAAAUUAUCAAGAGGAUAUUUCAAGAUUAUCAUUUUAAAGAAACUCAAGACAUUACUUUUAUGGAAGUUUAUGAUGUUCGUUGGACAACGAACUUUGAAGAAAAAAUGGCAGAGAUGACCGUUAAAGAACAAGAAGAAAAAGAUGAAAUUUUAAAAAAGGAUGCAGUUAAGGAAACGGAAAAAAUUAAAGAAUCAGUGAAAACAAUUGAUCCAAAAUCAACAGAUAAACAAUCUGGCUUCAAGAUCCGCAUCAUGACCAAGGACAAGAUCAACGCCAAGGCUGAGAAGAACCAGUCGGGAAAAGGCCCCGACAAGCCAGGGAACGACCUGGAGGACGUAAAGUCCCUGUCCUCCUUGUCGAGCAUAUCGAGCAGUCCGUCCCCCAAACGUUCCGGUUCCCGUUCGCCCGACCGAAACGCCCGCAACGCCAGCCGACCCACUGAGCACGUCAGCAAGACCGUGGCCCCGGCCCCGACGAAAACCACUUCGGAAACGGCAGCCUACCGUCCUCGGGGCCGCUCGCGAUCCGUCGAGCGCGACAAAUGGUUCAAGUACCGGGACCAAGUGAAACGCGCCGAGGAGUCCCUGGAGCGCCAGCUCAAGUUCCACGAGAAGAACCCGGAGAAGCACCCGGCUUACCCGGACGAGUGGAAAAAGUUCUGGAACAGGCGGUACAAGGAGCUACAGGCCGAGGGCAAGGACCCCAGCAAGCACGACUUCAAGCCCGAGUGGAUCGAGUUCUGGAACAAGCGUAUGCGCGAGCUGCACGCCGAUCAGCUCAAGGCGCGCAAGGAGGACAUCAAGCGGAAGCUCGAGGUCGUAGGUGAGGAGCCGCCCCUCCCUCCGUUCACCUCCUCUUCUUCGCGCGCGGGCCAGACAUCGUCGCGCAACAAACGCUCGCCCAAUGGCAUCUCCAGGAAGACCGACGGCGACGCCGAAGUCGAGUACGUCGCCACGCUUAAGAAGCCCAGUGGUGCCAGCGACCGGUACCACGAGUCGCGCUAUAGCUCGCGCAACUACGACCGCGAGCGAGAGCGCGACAGAGACCGCGACAAAGAGCGGGACAGAGAACGGGACAAGGAGCGCGACCGCGAGAGGGACAGGGAACGCGACCGAGAGAGAGACAGGGAACGCGACCGCGAAAGGGACCGUGACCGGGGCCGCGAGAGGGAGAGGGAGCGCGAGCGGGAAAGGGAGCGCGAGCGAGAGAGGGAGAGAGAUCGAGAAAGGGAUCGUGAGUACCUGGGAUACGUGCCACGAGGUUCCCGGACCGGCUACAAGUCCUCGUACUACCCGGUUCCGCCGCCGCCUCCCACGUCCUCGGCGUCGCGGGGUAGCCGGAUGAGAUACCACGCGUCGCCUUAUCCGAUGGCCGAGCGUGCCAAGUCUCCGAGCCCAGUGAAAGAGGACAUGAACGAGGACCUGGAGAUAAUUGGCCUGCUGAGGCUGCUCACGGCUCUCGAGUCCCAGCUUGGCUCACUGGGCCCGAAGAUCGUGGCGCUGCUGUCCAAGGCUUUGGCCGCCGAAAAGCUCAAGCCCAACUCGGCCGAGGAGCUGUUCUACGACGAGGAGGUGAGCGUGCUUUUCGAGACGGUCAAGGAGAAACUGAAGGGUCAGCUGUUUGCAGGAAUGAUCGAGAAAGUAGCCAUACCUCCGACCAAGAACGCCAUACAGAACAUAGCGCGGUUACUUCACAAUGCAACCGAGACGAAAAAGAAAAUGGAAGAGGAGAAGAAGAGGCAAAAGGAGCUGCUGGAAAAGUCGAGGUCGAUGAGGUUCAUGUCGCGACCCCUGUUCACUCGUGCGCUAAACAUUGAGCCCAUGGUGAAGUCCGAGCCAGUGAGCGUCCCGGGAAUCGGGACCGUCGACAAAGUAGCCAUCGCUCAGAACAUUGCGGCCGCACUCGUGGCUCAGGGAAGAACGAAUGUGUCGCAAGAGGAGCUGGAGACGCUCAUCAAUGCCGUGGUUGGCAUGGCCGAGGCUUCGAAAAACAGCGACAAACCGGUCACCACGGCUGACUUUGUCAAAGGCCUCACGGCUAACGCCAACAAUACCAAUAGCGUCGUCAAUAGCAACAGCACCCCCGUGAGCAGUGGCACCUUUGUCGGUAGCAACAGCAACAACUCCAGCAAUGACAACUCCUUGGGCAUCAACGACAACUUCCGUGCCAAGACACCUGAGCCUGAAAAGAUCGACAAACUUGACAAGUUUGAAAAAAUCGAAAAGUUCGAGAAGUUUGACAACUUUGAGAAGUUCGACAAGUUUGACAAGUACGACAAGUUUGAAAAGUUCGACAAACCAGUAGAUCACGCGGUCAAGAUGGAGAGCCUCUCGGACAACGAUCUGAAGGCCCUACUGCAAAACUUCAAGGAACUUAGCACGGAUGAGCAGCACGGGCUGAUUAACUUCCUGAAAAAGCUCGAGGCGACCGAUGCCGCGCGAGUCGAGAAGCUACGGGCCUACGUGAACCUCGGCCCGGCGCCCAGUGCCUCGCCAGGGCUUCGUCCCAUAUCGCCGGAGGAUCGCGAAGAGCCACCGUCUCGGCUCUCGCGGCGCAGUGCUUCGCCGUUCUCGAUGCGCAAGGGCACCCACAAUCCCUGCGACGACGAGGAAAAGUGGAAGCCGAAGCUUGACAUGUUCGCCGACGAGGAGGAGGAGGAAAAGCGCAAGAAGGCCGACGAAAAGGCCAAGAUAACGAAACUCGAACUGUCGGACGACGACGACGACUACACGUUCGAGGAUAUCUACAAAGCUGCUGAUAAGAACGUCAAUGAGCACGAGAGGGCGAAUAAGAGGUCGUUUGGCCGCUCCAAAUCCAAGUCGCCGCCCAUAUGGUCGAGCACGCGCUCGCGCUCCGCCUCACCGCCUUUCAAGAAGCUAGAGUACUCUAAAUCCAACGACCCGAACGUCAUACUCAACGACGCGAAGCAACUCAUCGCCAACAUAAUGGGCGGCCUGCCGGGUAGAAUCGUACCCCAGACUCAUAUCUCUCCACUACCGGAAAGCACGCAGCUGGGCGUGACGAGUGCCACGAGCAUCCCCCCAAGCAGCUACGGGCAGAGCUACGGUCUGAAUCCGCCCCAGCCGAGCAGUGCCCAGUUGCCCUACACCAGUACCCAGUACCAGAGUUACCAGCCGCAGCAGCAGCAAUCCUUUGCCAGUAGCUCCUCUGGCUUCCUCAAAAAUGGCUACAACUUUAGCCAGGGCUUUGGCGGUCAGAGCCAGUACGCUGGCAUAUCGUCGAAUCCGUAUCCACCGUCUCAGCCCAGUUAUACGGGAUCGACGUCGUUCGGGGUUCCGGCGACGGGAGUUCGCGCUCCGACCUCGUACCCCCAACAGACGUCGAUAUCACAGUACGGCGGCUACCAGCAGCAGCCACAACAGCAACAACAGCAACAGCAGCAGCGUUUUUACUAGUGAUGAGAGUAGUAUUCAAGUAAAUACGUGUAUAUUUAGUGAAUAUGUGUUUUCUCGAGUACAAAUUGCAGGUUCCUGGGCUAAGGGACGCAAGUGCGUGAGUCAGACUUGUACGUUCUUUUCUCUCUCAGGGAUCGUCAUUUGUUUCCAGCGAUUAUUUUUUACGAAAGCCGGUAGCGGCGCUUUAUGGAACUCGUAUGGGAACGCUCGAUCAAGGUUGUUUAUCGAAUUUGUUUGAAUCUUCGUGUACAUAAAACUUAAUUGUGUAGCUUUUCAUGCAUACAUUGUAUAGAUUUUGCGCUAAAGCUGAAUCUUUGAACAAGGCUCUUGUGACAUAUAAUUUUUUUGUACAAUAAAAUGAUUGUGGUGACCGUUUUUUAAGUUUCA